GCCAAUACGGGACAAAACGGGUGACAACGUAUGAGAAAUUAUGCACAGUGGAGUCACGUCACUGGAGUGCACGGUGGGGGUCACGCAUUUUCUCCCCACUGGCCAAAAAGCGGCACUCUCCAGGCUAUCCAGGCUUCAGUCUUUCAAGGCCCAGAAGCGCAACCCUGCCGAGAGCAUGUGAGACACUGCCAAAAACCGUGACCGAAGGCGUCAGAAAGCGGCCUAGCGUCACUAGCCACCCGAGAUUACGUCACGCGGGCGAUGCACAGAGGUGGCUUCGGUCGGGGCGGCUCCAUGGUGCUCCAUGAUACUCCUUGUCGCUCCAUGUGUGAACCCGGCCUUGCACAGGCCCCCCCAUACACUCCAAGGAUCUCCACGGGGGAGAGGCUGCGGGUGUCGUGCGCGCCAUGGAGUUGCUGCCGCUCAGCCUCAAGACAGCCAACCAAACUGCGACGCAGGUUUAUCAUUAGUUGCGUCGGCCUUUUAGCCGUGGCCCUUGUUUGGUCCCAGACAAGUGGAAAUCCGGAACAAGGGGUGGCGAGUUCCGGUUCGGUGCUGGCGACGGUAACGGUGACGUCCCUUGUCCCGUUUGCUUCCCUGGUUGUGCACCCUCAGCUGAGGUCCGGUUGGUCAAGCGGACUGGUUUUCGUACUGGGGAUCAUGUGGUUGCUUGGUUAUGUAGGUGUGUACUUGUUGUUGGGGCGGGCUCUUUUUCUUCUCUUCGGGUGGUGUCAACACUUUUCCUCUCGAGUAUUUAAGUAGUUCUCUCUCCUUCCGCCUUUGAACGUUCCCGUUUGUGGCUACCUCUUGUCUGGAUAAGUCUCGUGUCCUUUAUUACCAACUUAUUUAACCAGCAAGCCGAGUAGCCGUUCCUUAUCGUGCUUUGGGCUAACGGCAACGAAUCGACCAGCCUCUAAAAAGCCCACCCCCGGCGGCCUGAUAAGCGCACUCCCACACACUGCAGCUAGCCCUU
Messenger RNA from Ilyonectria robusta, 973 nucleotides. RefSeq lists its product as uncharacterized. The transcript has a single exon. The record is from RefSeq and is a predicted model, not a curated record. Lineage: Eukaryota; Fungi; Ascomycota; Sordariomycetes; Hypocreales; Nectriaceae. The coding region runs from base 262 to 762 and encodes 166 amino acids.